GAGAAACGAGAGCUUGAUGAGGCAGGUGAUGGUGAAGACUGAUGGGCCGCCGUCGUGGUGGAAGACGAGGACGAAGACGAAUCUGCAGACAUCGAUGCUGGUAUGCAGGAUAUGGGUAUUAGCAUGCAGGAUCGGAAGAGUCCUCGGAUGCUAGGAUUACUAUUUGGUACUCGAGGGUACAAAUCAAAUUCAUCGAUGGAACUUCAUGGAUCAUUUUCUCACGCUGCUGCAUUCCUUUGUCCUCUUUUUUGUCUCGAGAUUGUUUCUCCGUUGCUACCCUGAAGAUCGUAUAAGAUGCUUGAUUUAUUUGUCGCAGCUGCCGGUCAUCUCCCCUUCACCCUCACUGUCACCCUUAUCGCUCCCUGGUGACGCUUUUCUCCCCACUGGUAUGUCUCUAGUCGUCCCACCGUCGAGUCAGUAUUUCUUUUUUUCUAUCGAUAUCGCUGCAACGAUGGAAGUGCAUUGUGAUGGAGAUGAUGAUCUUAUGUUGCAAAAACUGCAUGGUUUACAAGAUAGGAUGUAUGCUGGCUCCUGCUUGAUGAUUGAAGGUCGCGUUAAUAAGGACAAUAAAUACCACGUUAUUGACAUUCGGCCAGUGCGACAGGGUCUUACGAAGCCUCAUCCUCGCAAACCUCAGCAUGCUCGGCCUUCGAUGUGCGUUCACAUCUUGCCAGAAACGGCCCAUCCUAGGUCGAGGGAACCUCUGAAAGUGUUGAAGCCAUUGCCAUGGAACAAUUGCUACCAUCCCACCUGCUACGACAUUUGCGCCAGUGUAGCAACGGAAUGAUGGGACUAUUCUCAGUCACCGUAUGUGGAGUUUUUUCCUCCGUUUAACAAAGCCAUCGCAGAGGAUAUGCGCUACACCCAACUCCUCGGGCUGGAGUAGAUGACGACCAAGUCCUUCGAAUUCUCGAUGGUCAGCAAGACGCCCCAGAUAUAGACAUCUCGGAUGACGCGUCGGAGACGGAUAACAAAACCUUCCUUGCCAAUCACCCCACCUUCGUUUUCAUGAAUCUUACAUUGUAUCGUUAAUCUUUGUUGUAUAAAUCGCAUUCUCUUUAGUGUUACCGGGGGCUUUGCUCCG
Molecule: messenger RNA, 1084 nt
Organism: Guyanagaster necrorhizus
Lineage: Eukaryota; Fungi; Basidiomycota; Agaricomycetes; Agaricales; Physalacriaceae
Exons: 3
Coding region: 206-787 (193 amino acids)
Source: RefSeq, a predicted model, not a curated record